Molecule: messenger RNA, 765 nt
Organism: Trypanosoma cruzi
Lineage: Eukaryota; Euglenozoa; Kinetoplastea; Trypanosomatida; Trypanosomatidae
Exons: 1
Source: RefSeq, a predicted model, not a curated record
CUGUUGAAAAAGUUGGAUAAGACGGUAAAGUCAGAGGAACCGUCAGGGUUGGAACUCGUGGACCUGCGUGACUUUGAAAGUCAUGAUCUGUGCUUGGAGGGGAUGGGCGCAAUGAACUUCUCCUACAACGGCGAGUUUGUCUACAUGGCGCUCUCCGAUCGAAGCAGCGAGAAGCUUCUUGAUGUUGUUUGCAGCCCCGAAAAUUUAAACAUUCCAAAAGAGAAGCGCUUUGUCUUCACUGCUGUACUCCCACGUUUCAGUGGUGAAAAUAAACGCUGCGUCGGUGAAGACGUUGUACAUCAUACCAACCUGAUUGGUUGGUGCGGAAAGGGUAUCUGUGCAUGGGGACUUAACUUUUUGCGUUUUUCCUCCGAGGAGAAAAAACAAGCAUUCUUUGAGCACCUGGAGGCAACGUAUAAAAAGAUCAUUAACCUGAGCGCGGAAGAAAUUCGCGCAUUUGCCGGCAACGCAUGCGAAAUUGCACUGUCGAGCGAAGAAGAAGAGCGUCAUGUGCUUUGCAUCUCCAAUGAAGCUCUUAACUCCCUCCAUCACCGCAACUAUCAGAUCCUUGAGGAAUGGUAUGGGCGGGAGAAUAUUUUUGUCUUCUAUGCAGAGACACUCGAGCGCCGAUCCGGUACCUCCAUUUCAAGUCUCAUCUCCUGCCCCGUCACUCACGGCGAAGUUCUUCCCGCGCCUGGAGAAGUGACGGCUUUGGAGGUGGCGCAUGUCGACGAGAAGGUUAUUGCGAAUCUGUUGAACCGUUGA